CCUUUUUCUUACUAGGGUUUGAAGUAGAAGAAGAAAGAGAGAGCACAACGAGAGACAGAGAGAGUUAUAGAGAGGUGAUGGGAGUUGUAUGGAACUGAUGUUGUUGCAGUAGAAUGAGGUGAAUUCGUUAUUGCAUUGUGCUUUGAGUGAGCAAUGGGUCUCUGCAAUUCCAAACCCUCCCCAAAACCUAAUCCUUACGCCGGGAGAGAAGAAGAGCGGGUUGAUGGAGAGCCUCCCAAGACUCCUCCUCCAACUGAUACCGUUAAUGGAGGAACUGAAAAUCAUCAACAACAACAACCACCACCAUCCCAACAGCAGAAAGAGGAUCUGGAGGUUGUAAAGAAGUCACCUUUCUUCCCUUUUUACAGUCCAAGUCCUGCUCAUUACUUGUUCUCAAAGAAAUCUCCAGCGAAUCCUAGCUCAAACUCUACGCCGAGGAGGUUUUUCAAGCGUCCCUUCCCACCGCCGUCUCCGGCCAAGCACAUUCGGGCGCUAUUGGCGAGGCGUCAUGGGUCGGUGAAACCGAACGAGGCUGCUAUACCUGAAGGGAGUGAGCCGGAGGCCGUUGCUGGGCUUGAUAAGAGCUUUGGAUUCUCCAAGCACUUUACGAACAAGUAUGAGCUUGGGGAUGAGGUCGGGCGUGGGCAUUUUGGGUAUACUUGCGCCGCUAAGUUCAAGAAAGGGGAGCUCAAGGGCCAGCAGGUUGCCGUUAAAGUCAUACCAAAAGCCAAGAUGACUACAGCCAUUGCCAUUGAGGAUGUGAGGCGGGAGGUGAAAAUCUUAAGAGCUUUGACGGGACAUGGCAAUCUAGUGCAGUUUUAUGAUGCAUACGAAGACCAUGACAACGUUUAUAUAGUGAUGGAGUUAUGUGAAGGAGGAGAGCUCUUAGAUAGGAUUCUUUCAAGAGGUGGGAAGUACUCAGAAGAUGACGCAAAGGCAGUUAUGGUGCAGAUAUUGAAUGUUGUUGCAUUUUGCCAUCUCCAGGGUGUGGUCCAUCGGGAUCUUAAACCAGAGAAUUUCCUUUUCAGUUCUAAGGAUGAAAACUCACAGUUGAAGGCCAUAGACUUCGGUUUAUCAGAUUUUGUCAAACCAGACGAAAGGCUUAAUGACAUUGUAGGAAGUGCAUACUAUGUCGCACCUGAAGUCCUUCAUAGAUCUUAUGGUACAGAGGCUGAUGUAUGGAGCAUCGGUGUGAUAGCUUAUAUUCUUCUAUGUGGGAGUCGUCCCUUUUGGGCCAGGACUGAAUCUGGAAUUUUUCGAGCAGUCCUAAAAGCUGACCCAAGUUUUGAUGAGCCACCAUGGCCUACUUUAUCUUCUGAAGCAAAGGACUUUGUCAAGCGCCUAUUGAACAAAGACCCACGCAAAAGAAUAACUGCUGCUCAAGCUCUCUGCCAUCCUUGGAUUAGAAAUUACAAUGAUGUAAAAGUAUCCCUUGAUAUUCUAAUAUUCAAACUCAUGAAAGCAUACAUGCGUUCAUCAUCUCUGCGGAAGGCAGCUCUGAGGGCGCUGUCUAAAACAUUAACUGUGGACGAACUCUUUUAUCUGAAAGAGCAGUUUGCGCUAUUAGAGCCAAAUAAAAAUGACAGCAUAAACUCAGAAAAUGUUAAAGCGGCCUUGAUGAAAAACGGAACGGAUGCAAUGAAAGAGUCUCGUAUCCAUGAUUUCCUUGCACCGCUACUUGCACUUCAGUACAGAAGGAUGGAUUUUGAAGAGUUUUGUGCUGCGGCACUAAGUGUGCAUCAGCUUGAGGCACUUGACCGUUGGGAGCAACAUGCUCGUUGUGCAUAUGAACUCUUUGAAAAGGAUGGGAACAGAGCAAUCAUCAUUGAUGAACUUGCUUCGGAACUUGGACUUGGUCCAUCCGUACCAGUCCAUGCCGUUCUCCAUGAUUGGAUAAGGCACACCGAUGGGAAAUUGAGCUUCCUUGGGUUUGUCAAAUUGUUGCAUGGGGUAUCAAGUCGAACUCUAGCAAAGGCUCAAUAAGUUUAAAAGAAGAAAUAUAUAUAUGCCUAUGCAUGUAGAACUCCAGGAGUUACAGUUCUGCCACAAUGUCUGGCUGAUGGAGUCAAAGAGGUGGUAGUUUACCAGUGUCGACAUGAAACCACAAACGCACUUGGUGGAAAUAGCAGAUGUUGUUCAAAAGCUUGGGUAUACGGUAUACCAGGAAUUGUUGGGGAGGAGGGGGAUCAAGGAGGUUUUGCGGCUGUCCUUGCAGAGACAGAAAUCAGUAGUUGGUGUAACUUUUAGUUAGGUGUGAUUUGUGGCAGAGAAUAUUUGUAAAUGAUCUCUGUUGCACAAGGCACAAUAUUUGUAAAUGAUCUCUGUCCGAUCGGUUCAUCCUGUCCUAACCUUGGUUCCAUUGUAUUGUCUCUGUGUCAUUACUCCCUACUCAAUCAAUCUGUCUGGAACUGCUAAAUUUCCUUUCAGAGUCGAAAUGAGAAAUCUCCUUUUGUCU
Molecule: messenger RNA, 2455 nt
Organism: Telopea speciosissima
Lineage: Eukaryota; Viridiplantae; Streptophyta; Magnoliopsida; Proteales; Proteaceae
Product: CDPK-related kinase 5-like
Exons: 11
Coding region: 154-1983 (609 amino acids)
Biological process (GO): protein autophosphorylation; intracellular signal transduction; peptidyl-serine phosphorylation
Cellular component (GO): cytoplasm; nucleus
Molecular function (GO): ATP binding; calcium-dependent protein serine/threonine kinase activity; calcium/calmodulin-dependent protein kinase activity
Source: RefSeq, a predicted model, not a curated record